AUGGUAUUCAAUAAAGCAUUAUCUUUUAAAUUUGAUUAUGCACCAGAAUAUACUUUAAACAAGUAUAUAUCCUCAAGAACAAAAUUACAAUUGAUACAUGUCAACUCAAAAGCUUCUCCUUUGGUGCAUGGAUACUUUGCUGUUGGAACAGAGAUAACAAAUGAUUCGGGUUGUCCUCAUACUUUAGAACAUUUAAUCUUUCUUGGUUCCAAAAAGUACCCGUUCAAGGGUUUAUUGGACACUGCUGGGAAUUUAUGCAUGUCUAAUACUAAUGCUUGGACUGCUACCGAUCAGACAGUUUAUACUCUAAGUACUGCUGGCUGGAAAGGGUUUAAAAAGCUGUUACCAGUUUAUUUGGAUCAUUUGAUUAACCCAACGUUAACUGAUGAAGCUUGUUACACUGAAGUUCAUCAUAUAGAGCCCGAUACUUUGCAAGAUAAGGGUGUGGUUUAUAGCGAAAUGGAAGCAAUUGAGUCUCAAAGCUGGUUUGUCACUAAUUUGGAAAAACAAAGGCUAAUGUUUGACGUUAAUAGUGGGUAUAGGUCUGAGACUGGUGGGUUGACCGAUAAUUUACGCAGCUUGUCAAAUGCUGCUAUUAGAAACUUUCACAAGGAGAUGUAUUCCUCAGAUAACAUGUGCUUGAUAAUUAUUGGUAAUGUUCCUGAACAGGAAUUGGUUGAUAUCGUUACGCACUUUGAUAACGAGUUACCCGAGAUUGAAAGUCAAAGGAGACGGCCAUUUGUUGACACUGCAACAGCUGCAACUUUAAUUCCGCGAUUUAAUGAAACCACCAUCAAGGAGGCUACUGUAGAAUUUCCUGAAUUGGACGAAUCUCUAGGUGAGAUUUCCUUCUCGUGGAUAACUGAAAAAUAUGAAAAUGUCGUACAGAAUUUGGCUAUUAAUGUUUUGAUGGAAUACUUAACGGAAGAAUCAUUAUCUGUUUUCUACAGAGAAAUUAUUGAAAUUGAGGAUCCAUUAUCUACUGAGGUUGAAUAUUGGACUGAUGAUUUUUAUCGCACAAUUAUUAAUUUAGAUUUCCAUGGAGUUCCAACUGAAAAGUUACAAUUAGCUAAAACUCGCAUUUUACAACUUUUGUCCGAGCAUAAAGUUAAUCUCAAGCGGAUAAAGGAUGUUUUAGAAAAUUACAAAUGGGAUUAUUUAUUGAAAUUUGAAAACAAUUCUGCCGAGACUUUGUCCAGAGUUUGUAUUACCGAUUUCCUUUAUGCUUCUAAUGUCCAUAAUGAGGCAUUAAAACAGUCUUUGGGAGACUUGAACGGAUUUGAUGAAUUAUCCAGAUGGGAUCAAGCUCAAUGGCAAAAAUUAUUUGAACAUUGGCUACUCGAAAAUAAACCAGUUAUUGUAUUAGGCAAGCCAAGCGCUGCUUUAUAUGAACGUAUGGACGAAUCCAAGAAACAAUUAUUGGAAAAAAGGAAAAGCUCUUUGGGCCCCAAUGGGAUUAUUAAAUUACGGAAGCAGUUAGAACAAGCGACUGAAGCUAACAAUAAACCAAUUCCAGAUAAUUUAUUAAAAGAGUUUUUGAUUACUGAACCGGCCAAAAGUGUGGAUUUUUUGCAUACUAAAGGUAUCUCUGUGUUGAAUUCUGACACAAACAAUGAUUUAAAUGAUGAAUUAACCACUGCGAUUUUAAAGGCAGCUCCGAAAAACCUACCCCUUUUUAUGCAUUUGGAGCACUUUCCUUCUCAAUUUGUUGAAGUUCAUUUGUUGUUAAACGCACGAAACAUUAAGAAUGCGGAAUUACUACCAUACUACUACUUGUUUGAUGAAUUAUUUAGCAUGCCGAUGAGAUUGGAAAGUGGAGAGAUACUGCCAUUUGAAAAAGUUGUUUGCUGUUUAAAAAAUGAAACAAUUGACGCUUCAAUAACUUCUGGUUUACAAGUAUCUUUUGCAGACUUUAUAAAUAUUCACAUUCGUGCUAAAGCUAGUGAGUAUGAAAACUCUAUAAAAUGGAUUAAACAUUCUUUAUUUGACAUGUUAUUUGAUCGAUCACGUUUGGAAGUUUUAUUGGACAACUUUGUAACAUCCAUUCCCGAAUGGAAAAGAGAAGGCCAUUUAAUGCUAAAUUCCUUGAUCAAUACCAAUUUAUUUGAGGGGGGAAAAACUUUGAAGAAAGCUACCGAUAUUUUGUACGCAGAGGGAAUAUUGAAGGGUAUUGCGGAGGAUAUUAAGAAUGGGAAAUUCGAAACCAAAAUAUUGCCACAAUUAAAUGAGUUUAAAGAGGACUUAGUGACAAAUAUAAAGAAUUGUCAUAUUUUAAUUUUGGGUGACAUGGAAGGGAUAGGACCCUCGAAUAUUUAUAAACCUUGGCUUAGAUAUUUUCCACCUAUUGGGGAUGAUGUCACAACCAUCAGUGAAAUACCUCCAGUGCCUGUUCUCAAAGAGUCUUUAUCUGAAUUUGGUAGUAACUUAGGUUCCAAGGCCUUCAUUAUUACCACGCCGGCCUCUGAAUCGUCAUACAUGAAAGUUUUAACUAAUUUGAGCAUUACUUAUGACCAUCCAGAUUAUCCAGCGGUUGUCUUGGCGUCUCAAUACUUGGAAUGUGUAGAAGGUCCAUUUUGGAAAGGUAUUCGUGGGUUGGGAUUGGCUUAUGGCUGUAAUAUUGUUCGUAAUAUGGACCAAAAAAACAUUGGUUAUUCGAUAUACCGAGGUGCGGAUAUAAUUAAAUGUUAUGAAGCUGGGUUUAACAUUGUGCAAGAUUAUUCCAGUGGAAAAGCCAAUUUUGAAGCACUCUUGAUUGAAGGUGCUAUAAGUUCUUUUAUUAAUGAGAUUGCUUCAUCUGAAAAUUCUUACGUUUCUACUGGAUUGCAUAAAUACGUUAAUACUAUUUGGAAGAAUAAUAGUUUGAAUUAUAAUGAAAAAAUUUUAAGCAAGUUGAAAAGUGUUAAAAUCGAUGAUUUAGUGCGUGUGAUGAAUAAAUAUUUGUUACCAAUGUUUACUGUGGAGAAUGGUUCUGUUUUUAUUAGUUGUCAUCCAAGCAAACUGGAAGAUAUUCAAGGAUAUUUUAAAAACAAGGGAUAUGAGGUUCUUGUUGAGGAGUUAUGUGAAGACUCAGACUCAGAUGAAGACUCAGACUCAGAAGAAGAUUGA
Molecule: messenger RNA, 3105 nt
Organism: Saccharomycodes ludwigii
Lineage: Eukaryota; Fungi; Ascomycota; Saccharomycetes; Saccharomycodales; Saccharomycodaceae
Gene: SDD3
Product: Sdd3p
Exons: 1
Coding region: 1-3105 (1034 amino acids)
Molecular function (GO): metal ion binding
Source: RefSeq, a predicted model, not a curated record